UUUAAAUUCCAUACUUCCAUAGACCGUAAUCGCUUUUCGCAUUGCACAAUAAAAAGUUUAGGUUAAUCAUAUUAUUGGUUAACUAAGAAUUUAAGAAAGCAAGCUGAUUAUUUUUAAUCAUGGCUCAAAGUAAAUUAAAUGAUAUGGCUGGAAAGUUUGCGAAGGGAGGACCACCUGGACUCGGCAUCGGAUUGAAGGUGGCAGCGGUUCUUGGAGCGGCAGCGUACGGUGCUUCGCAAUCGUUGUUUACGGUUGAAGGUGGUCAUCGUGCGAUAAUGUUCAACCGAAUAGGAGGAAUACAAAGUCACGUGAUGGCCGAAGGUUUACACUUUCGCAUUCCUUGGUUCCAAUACCCUAUCAUUUAUGAUAUAAGGUCCAGACCCAGAAAAAUUUCCUCGCCAACCGGUUCAAAAGAUUUGCAAAUGGUAAAUAUUUCUCUACGAGUUCUAUCCCGCCCUGAUGCUAAUAGCCUGCCAUUCAUGUAUAGACAAUUAGGUAUUGAUUAUGAUGAAAAAGUACUACCAUCCAUUUGCAAUGAGGUUUUGAAAUCAGUUGUUGCUAAAUUUAAUGCUUCACAAUUGAUCACCCAACGUCAGCAGGUCUCCUUGCUCAUAAGAAAAGAACUGGUUGAGAGAGCUGCCGACUUUAAUAUAAUUUUAGAUGAUGUUUCUUUAACUGAACUUAGUUUUGGUAAAGAGUAUACUGCAGCAGUUGAAGCUAAGCAAGUUGCACAGCAAGAAGCUCAAAGAGCAGCUUUUGUUGUUGAAAGAGCUAAACAAGAGCGUCAACAGAAGAUUGUACAAGCAGAGGGAGAGGCAGAAGCUGCAGAGAUGUUGGGAAAAGCUAUGGGUAUGAAUCCAGGGUAUCUCAAAUUACGUAAGAUCAGAGCAGCCCAGAGUAUUUCCAGAAUGCUUGCUCAAUCACAGAACAGGGUAUACCUGCAAGGCAAUAGCUUAAUGAUCAAUCUUCAAGAUCCUUCCUUUGAUGAUUUAUCAGAGAAAUUGACCAAAAAGAAGUAACAUGAGGAAAAGAAAGAGUAUGCAAUAGAGCUGGAAACAGAGCCUACUCUUUCUGAUAUUGAAACCACUGUCCUUUUAACUGGAGCUUCUUCUGUUUCGGUUUAGUAAUUAAACAGUGUAUUUUUGCAUUUGACUGUUAAGGGUUUAAAUUUUUCUGCAUUUUAAUUAGCUGUAGAUAUAGAAAGUAUUGUUAUGCAAAUUAUUAUCCUAUAAUAAUAAAACACUAAAAAUGUA
Molecule: messenger RNA, 1253 nt
Organism: Leptidea sinapis
Lineage: Eukaryota; Metazoa; Arthropoda; Insecta; Lepidoptera; Pieridae
Gene: Phb2
Product: prohibitin-2
Exons: 1
Coding region: 120-1019 (299 amino acids)
Biological process (GO): mitochondrion organization
Cellular component (GO): mitochondrion; membrane
Source: RefSeq, a predicted model, not a curated record